Molecule: messenger RNA, 1723 nt
Organism: Cotesia congregata
Lineage: Eukaryota; Metazoa; Arthropoda; Insecta; Hymenoptera; Braconidae
Source: the annotation of a GenBank genome assembly
CUAGUAUACAUAUAAGUAAGUGAUAAUAUACCUCCAUACAGUCUAGACAGAGUAUAGUUCAUCUGAUCUUCUUUCACCUCAUACUUUCCUGAUACAUUAUAUACUAAAUAAAAUAUUUUAAAUUAAAUAACAUGUUUUUCAAUAAAAAUAACAACAAAAUAUUUUAUUCAUUAUUAAAUAUUAGGGUAAUAAAAAAUAAUAAAAAUGGUGAUCGGAGUAUCAAAUUUUUUGCAACUAUUCCGGAGUGUCCGAGGCCCGGGAUGUUAGACCGGUUUAUAUCGCUGAUUAAUUAUGAUAAAGCUAUGAAAUUACAUGAAAUUGUUGAUAAUAAACACCGAGAAUUAGGUCCUAUUUAUAAGGAUCAAAUUGGAUCUGUCAGUGCGUAUUUUGUUAACUCUCCAGAAGAUUACAGGAAAAUUUUUAAAAAUGAAGGACCAACGCCGAUGCAUUUUCUUCCUGAAGCCUGGUUAAUUUAUAAUAAAUCCAAAAAAUGUUCCCGUGGUUUGCUUUUUAUGGACGGUGAAGAAUGGUUACACUUUAGAAGAAUAAUAAAUAAAUUAUUAUUACAUCCUUAUGACGCUAAAAUAAUUACUGCUAAUGCUUGUCAAAAUGCAGCUGUGAAAUUAACUGAAGAAUUGAAGAAAAAUUUAUUAGUACAAGAUAAAUGGAUCAUUCCGGAGUUAGAAAAUCGUUUGUACAAAUGGUCUAUUGACGUUAUGAUGGCGAGUUUACUGGGAUCUGCUUGGAAUAAAUACAGAGAUAGUAUAGGAGAUAAAGAAGCUGAUAAAUUAGCAAAGAAUCUUCAUGAAAUUUUUAUUUUAACAGCAAGAUUAUCAUUGUUGCCGAUAAAAUAUAUUGUUAAGUUUAAUUUUCCUGUUUGGAAGAAAUUUGUUAGAGUUAUGGAUGAAAUUUUGGAGAUUGUUACUACGUUAAUGCCCAAGAUGAUUAAUUUAAAAGGAGACGGGCUGCUUUGGAUGAUGAUAAAUGAAGGAAUGACCGAGAAAGACGCCACGAGAAUUGUUACAGAUCUUAUUUUAGCUGCUGGAGACACUACGGCAUUUUCUACUCAAUGGGCGCUAUUUUUAUUAGCAAGCCAUCCGGAUGUUCAAAAUAAAUUUGCAGAAAUUUCCAGUAAUAUAGAAUUGAAAAAUACAAUUAAAGAUUCUUAUAUUAAAGGAAUUAUCAAAGAAUCUUUUCGAUUGUACCCGACUGCUCCAUUUUUAACGAGAAUCCUGCCAGAGGAUUGUUCAAUCGCCGGACAUGUUGUUCCACGCGGAGAAUUGAUAAUCAUGUCUUUGUACUCGAGUGGCAGAGACCCGAAUAAUUUUGUAGAACCAAAUGAAUUUAUGCCGGAAAGGUGGAUAAGAAAUUCAAAAGGUAAUUACGACUGUGUAAUGAAUCCAUUCGCUACGAUUCCAUUCGCUCUGGGCGUUAGAAGCUGCAUCGGUAAAAAAUUGGCAGAGACUCAAAUAAUAAUGACAUUAAGUGAGAUUGUUAAAAAUUUUAACAUGGAUUGUUUAAAUAAACAAAAUGUUAAAUUAAAAUUACACAUGAUAUCAGUACCGUCAGAGUCAAUUAAACUACAAUUAACUAAGCGAAUUAACUCAAUUUAUAACGAGUAAAGAUAUUUAUAAAAAAAAAAUAUGUAAUACCGUAUACCUACAAUCUUAGACUAGAUCAGUGUAAAAAAAAAUUCAUUAAUUGUAUAUAAUUACAAUUCAAU